Molecule: messenger RNA, 3666 nt
Organism: Pelobates fuscus (common spadefoot toad)
Lineage: Eukaryota; Metazoa; Chordata; Amphibia; Anura; Pelobatidae
Gene: ERLIN1
Product: ER lipid raft associated 1
Exons: 12
Coding region: 92-1111 (339 amino acids)
Biological process (GO): SREBP signaling pathway
Cellular component (GO): endoplasmic reticulum membrane; endoplasmic reticulum
Molecular function (GO): ubiquitin protein ligase binding; cholesterol binding
Source: RefSeq, a predicted model, not a curated record
CUUCCAGGCUUCCGUAGCUGGAGGUGCGGAGGAACGCGGACUAUGAAGGGAGCGAGUGCCGUGUGACCAGAGGAGCUGUGAGUUUGGGAGUAUGAUGACCAUGGCACAGCUGGGUGUAGUAAUAGGAGUGGUGACAGCAGUCCUUGCCCUGGUCCUCAACUCUUCUAUACAUAAGGUGGAGGAAGGUCAUCUGGCUGUGUACUACAGAGGGGGUGCUUUACUGACUAGUCCCAGCGGACCUGGAUACCAUAUCAUGUUUCCUUUCAUUACUUCCUUUCGAUCAGUCCAGACUACUCUGCAGACAGAUGAAGUAAAGAAUGUACCAUGUGGAACGAGUGGAGGAGUUAUGAUCUACUUUGAUCGAAUUGAAGUUGUUAAUAUGCUGCUUUCUUCAGCAGUGUUAGAUGUUGUUCGAAACUACACCGCAGAUUAUGAUAAGACAUUAAUAUUUAAUAAAAUCCACCAUGAGCUGAACCAGUUUUGCAGUUCUCACACCCUUCAGGAGGUAUACAUUGAGCUAUUUGAUCAAAUUGAUGAGAACCUGAAGCUAUCUCUACAGAAGGAAUUAAAUUUUAUGGCCCCUGGACUCACCAUUCAGGCUGUGCGAGUUACAAAACCAAAAAUUCCAGAAGCAAUCCGGAGAAAUUUUGAGCUCAUGGAAGGUGAGAAGACCAAGCUCUUAAUCGCAGCCCAGAGGCAGAAGGUGGUGGAGAAGGAGGCAGAGACCGAAAGGAAGAAGGCAGUGAUAGAGGCAGAGAAGGUUGCGCAGGUGGCACAGAUCCAUUUCCAGCAGAAAGUUAUGGAAAAGGAAACUGAGAAACGCAUCUCUGAGAUCGAGGAUUCGGCUUACCUUGCCAGAGAGAGAGCUAGAGCAGAUGCUGAAUAUUACACUGCACAACAAUUUGCAGAGUCCAACAAGUUAAAACUUACACCUCAAUAUUUGGAGCUUAUAAAGUACCAGGCUAUCUCUGCCAACAACAAGAUCUACUUUGGUAGUGACAUCCCAAGUAUGUUCCUAGAUAACUUCUCUUUGAAAUCAUCCUUACAACAACAACAAGAUGAUGGGGCUUCAAAUACCGAGGGCAAAACACGAAAGAGCAAAAAAGUAUGAAGUUUGGUCAACCACUAGGAACUGAUGAUGUGGAGAUGAACACCUAGGCAAAUACCAGCCUGGAAUAGUCACCAUGUGUGCAAACUGCCACGCUACAUGCUCCUGUUUUUUUUUUUUUCUUUUUUGGUUUCUUUCUUUUACUUUGAGUCCUAAUUUUUUUUUAUUUUCUUUUUUUGUCCUCCCUAUUUUUUUAUACUGCUGCCUAUUCAAUUUAUUGCAAAUUUUCACUGUCUGAUUGGGAGAUAUAAGAUAAAAAAAAUGUGAUGCACUAUGGAAAGAGGGAUAUUCCUGAAUAGAAGUCAGUGAUUGUUUUAUUCAGCCUGAAAAUUAGCACUUGCACUGUGAGCCAUCGCUGGCACUGCAUAUAUGAACUCAUGCCAUUUAUGUAUUUGAGGUUUGUUCUGAGCUAUGGCUCUAUAUUCAAGCUGGGUUUUUAUGUACCAUGUUACUAAAUAGUACUGCGGUACAUCGUGCCGUUUACCGACUUCCAGCUGUUACUAAAUGGUUGGUUCUGGUAUGUUCCUUUACUAAGUGGCGCAAUACCCAUACUGCUUGUUACUGGCAAGAUUUUGAAAUUCUAGUCUUCUGAGAAGUUACACAAACCUACAGUGGGAAUUGUUAUUAAGUUACACUUGGGCUGUAGGCUGUUGUACAUGUAUGAUGCCGUAUGCACAAACGGAUUUUAAAGCAAUAGAGAUAUAACAAUAAUGUAAACAAAAUUAUUUGCUGUUGAUAACCAAUACUUGUUUGUUUUUUUCUUGUCUAGCUGUUUCCAUUUAUAAUAGAAAUUGAAGAUUUGUGCUUUAGAGGUGCAAUUUAUGCUCUCAAAAACAUUCACAUUUCCUGCAUUUUCUUCUAGAUUAAGGGAAGAAAAUCCAGGUUUUGUUCUGUUUUGUGUGAGACUAUUUCAUGGAAAAGCUCUCUAUUCCUACUCUCUCCAGUGCAUUUUGGAAAGUUUACUUGAUGUUGACUUUUAGUUGACCGUUGCUACGGAAUGCUUGGUUUAGAUUAUGAACCGGGGUAAAUAUAUUGUAAAAUGCACACAUCCUUCUUAAAGUGGAUUCUUUAGGCAAGCUAACCCCAGAGCGGCAGAGACAAAUGCCUGAUCUGUCCCUUGCAGACAGUGUUUUUGCUUGUAGAAUAAUUUAUUGUAAUGUUGAUGAACUUUACCAUACCUUGGUUAAUAGGGCUGGGUAUUUUUGAAUGGACUUUUGAAAAGAUGUAAGCAAAAUUUGGAAGAUAUGUUUACUCGUUAUUUAGAAUCAACUUUCAUUGGUCGCAAAGGGUGGGUGGGGUAGCGUAAAGGUGAUGUGGUUUUACUUAUUACGAUGUUAUUUCAAGAGUGGGGUUGAAUCUCUCUGCAGUUAGUCUCUUUGUAUUACUUCCCUGAUUUUUGAAUGUAAUAGAGGCUGAAAAAGAGAGAGGAGAGAGUUAGCCAUUUGAUUAUGUGUGGGAUUUUUUUUUUUUUUACAAAACUUUAAUUUAUCUACCCAUUGUUAUUGGUCCAUAAGGAGACUACAAGAUAUCAUGGAAUAUACCCCAGACCAUUAUCAUUGAGAGAUUUAAAAGGUAGUAGGUAAAGUGCACGGUUAUGAAAUAUAUAUAUAUUUUUCAAUCAUUGGGUAUUAAUGUGGGGAUUUCUCAAACCAGAAGGAAUCGGUGAAUGACUUAAUUGCUUCCAAACUUAUACAUGUAAUAAUAUUAAGCAGCUUGUUUUUUCCUCAAUAAUUAUCGCUUACAUUUUAUACACUACAGGACUUACUGUGAAGGUGCUUUGAUAUUUUUUACUGCUAUUAUUAACCCAAAAGCAUAUAGACAGUGGUCUGCAGUUGGAUACGCCUACAGGUCUGCAGUGGUGCAGUUCUACAAAUGUUGAGCAGUUGUUUUCAGUGACUCAGGUGUUCAUAGGGACUGGCUGCACUAUGGACAAAUCUAUUUUCAAAUCACUUUCAUUGUAUCCUAGCACUUAUGUACCCCAUGCUGGCGGAUGCAAUGCCACUUCCCGUCAAUGUAUUUCUUUUGCUAAAAAAUAGUCUGCUGUGUUUUUCAUCUUAAAAGGGAAACUUAUGUAGCUUUUCUGGGAGUUUCAGAUGUUCACUCCACCAUAUAUUUUUGUACCUUGGGCCUCUUAUAACACCCAACAGACCUUUCUCAGAUUAAUAAUAUCAGACACAUGUUCUUUGUUAUACAUACAUGGCUGCAUAUGAAGAGCACUCACUGGCACAUUAUGGAAAAAUCUAUAGAAGAGUUCAGGAUGGUGGUAAAACAUUUCUUCCGUAGUGCCCUGAGGAGCACAUCUAUCCAUGUAAUGCCAUAUAAAUGAAGUUAAAGGAGAAUAUUGUUUUGUAGUGUAAAUGUGAAACCAACCUGCACGAUAUAAAAGUAGAAGUGCAAGAAAAGAAUGAAAAGUUUAAGUUCAAUGUCAAUAAUCCUUAACGUAGAUCUAUUAAAGAUGUAUGAAACGGAUUCAGAGUGAAUGUAAAACAGUGUUUUAUCUGACAUUUUAUUUUUGGUCUUGAAAUCUCUGCUAAAGAAAGGCCACCACAUCUGAAAAU